Porites evermanni is the source of this 10176-nucleotide messenger RNA. NCBI's taxonomy places the organism in Eukaryota, Metazoa, Cnidaria, Anthozoa, Scleractinia, Poritidae. The record is from the annotation of a GenBank genome assembly.
ACUCACUUAGCGACUCAUUCAAAUGCACACCGGCACGUCAAAAGAUCAUAUGCUUGAAAUGGAGGUUCUUACCGAUGAAAACAUUAGUCCAGCUUUCAAGAGAAUCAAAUAUGGAAUACGAGGAUGGCUCGAAGAUCGCACUUAUGAAAUAAAGCAAGAGCUUGCUCGCGUGAGUAUAAUUUAUUCACAACGAGCUUUUCAAAGGCUUAUGGUCGGAUCGGGGCUGGGAGUCAGGCUAGUUAAGUACCCACGUUUUUCAUCCAACUACACUGUCAGAGAAUGGUCUUAUACCCUAGGCUAUCUUCUGAGAUUGUAGGCUAUUUAAGUUCCUAAAUAGGUCCUUAACCGCUAUCUACAAGUCUACAAAGCACAAAGCACAAAGCAAAAAUGAUGCAAUAGACCUUCGUCAAGCGGGGGCCAUUUUGUCUCGGAAUAUUAAUUUAAAAGCUUUGUUUAUGCACGCCAGACUUAGUUAAUCGAUAAACCGAUAAUCGAUACCUGUAUAAAUCAUCGAUGAAUAUCGAUUUCUGAUAUCGAUCGAUAGACAUCGAUAAAGAAAAAAAGUUGUGACUUCGAUUAAUAUUGAUGAUUUUCCGAUAGAAAUCGAUAAUGGUUCUUCAUCGAUUACUAUCGAUUGUUAUCGAUUUUGUUAAUCAAUAACAAUCGAUAGAUUGUUUUUUCUGUGACUUCGACUUUUAUCGAUUAACUACGUCUGGUGCACGGCUCGUAGAGAGAACGAGGCUAGUCGUGCAUUUAUAUACAAAGCUUUUUUUAUAAAUCUCCUGAGACGAAAUGGACGCCACGUGACAAAGGUUGUUACAGGGCCUAAAAAGCAUGUGUGCCACAAGCAGCCCAGGUUAGUAUUUGUAGAAAAAUCCAUGAUAGAUCAGCCUGCAUGUAGUUGUUGUUGUCCUUUAUACGAUCUCACGUCAGUCUCAAGCCCAAAGCAUAAGAGUCAGCAGUUGUUCACCUCCACUUUAUAGAGCAACAAUAACAACUGUUUAACUCCUUCUUUAUAGCCCCAUUUUCUAGAGGUGGUGAUCUAAAACUAAUCCCACAGUAGGUUAUUACGAGCAGUUAUGAAGUCCGUUGAAAAUGGCUUUUAAAAAUCAAAUUCUUAAUAUCUUAAUUAGUGUUGCAUAAGAGAGGACUUAAAGUAGUCUGUGUAAAGAAAAAGCAUACUGGAUAUCAAGGGGUAGAUGUUCCACUCUGGGGUAGUUGUGAGGAAAGAAUAAUGCUCUCUAUAACAGGACUUCGGCGCUAGAAUAUUCCUGAAGUACAGUAGACUUUAAGAUUGUCUAUAGCAUCCUCUGAUCCAGUUAGAGUGGCAAUAGUUUACUUGCCUUGUACUCCCUAACAUGUCACAAUGGAACUCAACUGGUUUGAAUUUGUGCGUCAUGAAGCAAGGCCAAGAUGACCCAGAAUCUCAAUUUUAUUGAUUUAAUGGUAAAAGUACACACAAGAGGACAUGAUGCAGGGAAUUAGUGUCCCACAGGCCAGCAACUUUUUUUUUGUUCAAGAUUGUUCUCUGCACCUUUAAGUGGUGCAUAAUGUUGCAUAAUCUCUCUCCCCUGUAGAGAUAUAUUACAGCGUACACAUAAUCCAGUAACACAUUUGACAUAUUUUUUACUGCAUUCCAGUAAUAUGUUGUAACAAAAUUAAAAUGACCCGAUAUGGGCUGCAGGUACUCCUAGGAGUUGGUCCAUCACUGUGACAAACUUAACCCUUGGCAGCUUUGACCUACAUUUAAGGUCUACUUAAUUGAUAAUUGAAUGUGACUUAUAUACACAUCUACCAGUAAUAUGCUUCUUGACAAUUUUAUAAUAGGGAGAAAGCAAACCUUUUUCAGAAGUUGUCAUACAUCUAGGAAACCCACAAGGCAUGGGGCAACCACCUAUUACCUUCUUUAGACAGGUGAGUAUAUUAACUGUCCUUGUUUGUCAGGACUUAAUAAUGUGAGGUUAGACCAUCAGUAGGAGGCGGCAGAUGCAGAAAACUGAUCAUGAGAAAGUGGUGGGAGAGUGGCCAAGACACUUGCCAACUAUUUUUCCCCUGAGAUUGGGAGCUGGGACCAUCAAAGACUGAGUGUCCUUGGACCAUGCACCCCUAAAUCAACCCAUGAUUUUCAUCUUUUUGUUAGAACCUUAAAGCAUAAAUCAAUGUCCUCAUGUAGAACUCAUGCAUGCCUAAACUGUAUUCGUCCAAGCUAUAUUAAAUUCAGCAUUCAGGUUAUAAUACAGCAGUCUUUAAUUACAUAAUUUUACAAUUUGAGCUAUAAAUGCUGCUUUUCUCCUUUUCAAUGGAAACCUAAUCUAUUUUAAAGGCUCUUUUGGUUGUAUAAUAAAGUAAGGAUAAAAAACGUUUACUCUAGUCUUGAACACAGGAAAAAAUAACGAAUUCCCAUUUUUGGAUAUUUUAGGGUAUUCAAAGAAUACCCACAAAAAUCCCAAAUUUGGAAGAGUGAGACAAGUCCCAAUCAGGGAACUUGGUUGGGAAUUCCCUGGUUGGGACUUGUCUCACUUUGCCAAAUUUGGGAUUUUUAUUGGUAUAAUUCUUUAAAUAUCCUAAAAUAUCCAAAAAUGGGAAUCCGUUAUUUUUUCCUGUGGAAGUUGGUAUGGUAAUAUCCAAUAUCUAUAGAAUUUGAUAUUACAACCUUUAGAACCAAAAGCCCUCCCUUAAUUUUAAGUGAUUUAUUAUAAUAUGACUGAUCACCACUACAUAGGGUAGACAGUGUGUGUAACUUUUUGCAGGUUAUGGCUCUUCUUUUGUGCCCUGACCUUUUAGAUGAUCCAAGCUUCCCUCAGGAUGCUAAAAGAAGAGCCAAGAGAAUCCUCGAUGACACAAUUGGACAUACCAUAAGUUAGUAAUAAUAACAAGAAUUGCCAUUAUUUGAGUGAACCUUAAAUGUUGGUUAAUAAUAUUGAAACAGAUGCAGUCCAGGGGCGGAUCUAGGGGGAGGGUGCAGGGGGUGUGCACCCCCCCCCCUCCCGAGAUGACCUGCGGUUUUCUAAUACAACUGGUAUUCUGCAAAAAAAAAACUAUGUGGUUUAUUGGUGUUGAAGUAGAGUUAGAGACGAGUGCACCCCCUCCUGAAAAAAAUUCUGGAUCCACCCUUGCAGUCUGAUCAGUGCUGCAGUUCCUUUUCAGUUUGAGUGCCUGAUGUCACAUUUAUUAUAUCAUAAUAAUUCUAACAGAAUCUCGUUUGUCAUCAAUAACUCUGACCACAGGGUCCAGAUAGAGGAGAUGUGUUUGUCGUUAGAACAUCAAAACCCGUCAAAAACCUCUAAAGAAAUGGGUUAUUUUGAUCGCAUUACAGUUUCGUUACACAUUCUAUAGACCGCAAACCAAGAGACUGAGGGCUCGCACUAGGCACUUGGUGCCUCGGUCGCCCUUCGGGCGACGUGCCGUGCGCCAGCGAGGAUAUGGCUUGCGGUUAUUGAUUUUCAAAAGUCGAUCUGGGUCAGAUAAGAAGCGAAGAAAUCGUUUACAGUAGAUUUAUAAAGAUCCCAUUGGGCUAAUUAAUCGUGCUAAGCGACAGGUAUAGACAAUUUUCAAGGUGAGACUUUAAAUAAGUAAUUCAUUUAUUCACACGAAACUCCCCUAGACAGUGUGCUCUGACAGGGAUUUUCCAGAAAAUCUCCUUCCUACAGCCACACCUUUUCCUGUCUAAAACCGGGAGGGCCAAAAUUUGAGAAUUCCCCUUGCCCCACAUAUCUGUAAAUUUCGGUUAAGCUUUCCUCAGAUGACACAUCCCCCGGACAGAGCUGACUGAUCUCCCUAACACUGAAAUGCUAAGUUUGCACCCUGCUUUUCUUAGCACCUCUCAAAGGCAGAUACUGUCAUAUUUAGGGGUCAAUCCAUCUUUGAGUACCUUUUAGUUCCUUCUAUUCAGUUUCCUUUAGUCUUUGGUUGGCACAGGUGGGUUGAGUUUCUUGUUGGUUCUCUUCCUCAUUCCGUUUCUUCCAGCACUCUAGUUUAAUUUCCCACUCCUCAAAUUAAACCAACACAUCCAAGUUCCAAGUCGAUCUGGAAUGCCUGAUGAUGUUUAAACGAGUUCUAAAGAAGUCCUCUUUUGCAAUGUUUAUGAUUAAUAUUUUAGUUCAGUGCUAAAGCACUUAAUAAUCAGUGAUCACCUCCAAAUUUCCAUGAUGGUAUCUUGAAUAUGAUUUCUAGAGAAGGAACUAUAAAAUUAUGGUUUGCAUUUACACUUUUACAGGUAGCUACACUUCAGCUCAGGGUAUAAAUGUUUUGCGUCAGGAUGUGGCUAAUUACAUUACACAACGAGACAGUUAUCCUGCAAACUGUGAGGAUAUUUUUCUCAUAAAUGGAGGAGCAGAGGGAAUUGAUGUAAGUUAAUGUGAUUGCUUCUGGAUUGACAUCUAACAAAUGUUUUUAAAUGUGUGCUUUUGAAUUGGUACAUUAAGCUACAAUUAGUUGCUUGUCCUUUCCAUCAUCAUUCUCAAUAUCAUCAUCUUCAUUACUAAUUUCGUAUUAGACAUGAAGUGGGAAAUAUUUUUUUAUGUUGUGUGUAAAGCGGUGAACAAAGCUGAGAUAGAAAAACAAAUAUAAGUAAGUACCAACUCACCUGAGUAAACCUAGUGGUAACUGAAAAAAUAAUGGUUUGUUUGGCCACACAGGUCAUGAUGGGAAUUAUUUCAACAGGAAUCACGGAAGGAAAGGGUCGAGCUGGGGUAAUGAUUCCUAUCCCUGGAUAUAGUAUGUAUCAGGCGAGGCUACUGCAACACAACACACACCAGGUAAUACCUAUUCGUUCACGCAUUUUCCUCUACUUAGUCUACGUAGCUGACGGUUUUGUGUGGGAGGGGCAGCGGAAAGGAGUGCGAAGAGAGUGGAGCGCUCUUUCGCACACGCCUCGCGCGUGCUGUCGCGGCUUUACUUCGCUUUUCACGCUUGCUGACCAGUAAAUUGUAACGUCAGAUAACUGUUAAGAAGAAAGAGACUUGCCGGAGACUCUAAAAGAUGGUUGUAAAUUUGAAUUAAUUGUUCGCAUCCCGAAAGUCUACUCCUGUAUUUUCCAAGCAGAUUUUCCAUCUUUAAGAGCCGUUGGCGCGUGCGAACCACUACUAGAAAAGCAAAAUAUUACAAAACAAAAAACGCUUUGUUGUGUUCGAGCGAGUGAGCUUCUUCGCUGCACAAAAUUCGUCCAAGUUUGGCUGAUUUUCACUAACCACAGUGACCGGCCGGUCGUACUCAGAGUCGUAAACGGUUUCAUAAGCUUAAAGGCCGGAAUCGGAGUCCCAAGAAUUGGAACGUUUUUGGCUUCCGACUCCGCUUACGACUCCGCCGCUUACAGUAUAGUAAUAAGGAGACGAAUAAAUCAAUCACAAUACUUGGUCCCAAGCACUGUGGCAUGUUAGUGAAAGACUGAUUUGUCGCUUCUCCUUACAAGUGUAACAACCUUGUAGUUUUCACUACUGGCUUUGUAAGCGACGGGGUCGUAAGCGGGAUCGGACUUCUUUUUCACUAGAUCAUAACGCUUUGCACUUCUAAUUACGAUUAGUGAAAACUGGACCAGCCUUAGCUUAAGAGUUGCCGAAACUAUCGGUCAACCGGAAUAAAUCUAAGAACUUGGUUCCAGUUUUGUUGCAGCAAGAAUUUAUUACUUCAAACUCCGGCAUUCUUCCUCAGAGACCCCAGGAGAAAAUUACGUUCUACACAAUUUUUUGUUUAUUUUUUAUCCUAAAGAUAUUUUACCUUCUUGACGAAGACAACAACUGGGGUUUGAAUAUGUCUGAACUAAAGAAAAAGCUGGAUGGGGCAAGGCCGCACUGUUUACCAAGAGCUCUUGUGCUGAUAAAUCCAGGCAAUCCAACAGGUACAUUGAAUGUUUAUCUAUUUGUAAUUACCUGCAAUAAUAUUAAUGAAGAUGAAGAUGAUGAUGAUGAUGGUGAUGAUGAUGAUGGUGAUGGUGAUGGUGAUGGUGAUGGCAAUGAUAAUAAAAUUUCUCUAUUUACUCCCGACAUUGUUUUUAUCAGCACACAAUCAGGUUAGUGCGUUCGAGCUUUCUUUUCACGGGGUGUCCCUUAUAAAAGGGUGUUCGUUAUACCAAGGUGUUAGCUAUACAGGCGUUCUUUUUGCUGGGGUGUUUUUUUUUUUUCCUUUUUUUAAUGAAUUCCUCCUUAUACCGGGAUAUUCAUUAUCUAGGCAGUCGUUAAACUAGGGUGUCCGUUAUAUAGAGAUUCUACGUUAAACCGAGGUGUUCGUAAUAUCAGAGUUUAACUAUAAAAUGUAAACUUGUUCUGUCCUUCGUUUAUCCAUUAACUUUAGUCACGUUUGCUUCUUGUUUAUAUAUAGGUCAGGUGUUGACGUAUGAAGACAUUCAAGAAGUAAUCAAGUUUUGUGCUCGUGAGAAGUUAGUUUUAUUCGCCGAUGAAGUUUACCAAGACAACGUGUACGCGGAGGGAGCCCAGUUUCACUCGUGCAAAAAAGUCCUCAGGGACCUCGGAGACGAGUAUAGCGGAUUUCAAUUGAUCUCUCUUCAUUCCAGUGCCAAAGGGUAUACAGGCGAGUAAGUUGUGCGUGUGUGUUUUUCCACUUGUUUGUUUGUUUUUGCGGCCACCUUCAGGAAGUAGACAAGAAUGAUUUAGUGCCAAUUUUGUACCCUUAGGCUCUGUUUCCCAGGCUUAUUUGACUGUACAUACAUAACCACAGACAAACCAUUAUUAACCCUUACAUUCCCAAUUACAAAUAACAAAUUUCCUUUUUUAAAAUGCUUAGAAACAAUUAGUACCACAUGAAAGUAUAAACAACGAGGUUUCAUUUGAAUGGUCACACCAAAAGCCAAAGGAUUUCGUCCACCGACUCUUAAAGUUAAUUAAAACUUGAAUUCCUUACUCGACUACAUCAUUCAUUCUGCGGGAAGUUAAAGGGUUAAGGGGUCACUUGUCAAAGUCCCGGAAAGACCUUUCUCUGAAUUACUGAUAAGAGUCGCAGCCCUCCUUUCCCUAGUAGUCCUUAUCAAGUUUUUUGUAUUUCCUUCAUCCCGCUAUUAAAUGUUCACUGUCCUACGAGGAAUUUUGCAUGUUCAUUAAAAACAUCAUUUUGUCUUUGGCUUGACAUUUCCUCUUUUUUGGCACAAGAAAAGGCAGGAAACACUUUGUGGAUAUUAUCGUCUUGAGGUGGAUUCUUCAUCUGUACUUAACGGUUAACGGUCGGUAAUCUCCAACCCAGAUCUCAUGUAGACGAAGUCGAAGAGAUCAACAAGAGGUCUGGUUACGAGACUAGUCAGUUGGCUAUUGCCAAAGAUGACUGUUGACACAGGUCAUGAUAUUCUCCUUUUAAAACUACAACAUCUCGGUAUUUCUAAAAACGCUCUCGCGUGGUUCACUAGCUACCUGACCAACAGACACCAAGUCGUGCGUAUUAACUCGACCCUCUCGAAUUUGUUGCGUUUAAAUAGUGGUGUUCCUCAAGGAAGCAUUCUUGGGCCGCUUCUUUUUAGUAUUUACAUUAACGACUUACCUUCUGUUCCUAGAAACUGUUUAACGCAAUGUUACGUAGAUGACACUAAACUUCAGAUUUCUUUUAAGAUGCGUGAUUGUCCGACUGCUAUGAACGAUCUAAAUAGCGACCUUCUUUUAAUACGUAAUUGGUGUUUUAACAAUUUUCUACUUUUAAAUCCUGAGAAAACAAAACUCGUAGUCUUUGGAAGCCGACAACUACUUGCCAAACUCCCCGACUUCAAAAUAUCUCUUCUAGGAAAAGAUCUCGCUCUUACAUCUUCGGCCAAAGAUCUUGGGGUUGUUCUAGAUCCGCAACUAACGUUUGAUGACCAUGUUUUAAAAACUACGUCAUCUUGUAUGUCAAGCCUCGCACAAAUCAGUCGGGUUAAACAUGUUCUUGACCGUAACCAACUGGUGACAGUAAUAAAUGCCCUAGUCUUUAGCAAAUUACUGUACUGUUCCACAGUGUGGUCGAACACCUCGAACAAAAAUAUCUGUAGACUACAGUCAGUGCAGAACUUUGCCGCGCGCAUUAUUACAGGUACCAGGAAAUUUGAUCAUAUAACCCCCGCACUAAGAGAUCUACGUUGGUUUCCAAUUAAACAAAAGCUGUUCUUCCGCGACGCUCUCAUGGCAUUUAAAUGCAUGACUGGUCAAGCUCCACAUUACCUCAGCGAUCAAUUUACAACAAGAAUUGCGGUCACCGGGCGCGUGACUCGAAGUUGCCAAUUAUUAAACAUCCCCUUGUAUAAGUCGAGUACCGGACAGAGAACAUUCCACUACCGUAUGGUGCACAUUUGGAACAAUCUAGACAGUACUCUUAAAACUGCAAAAUCGAUUUCUACUUUUAAAUUUUAUUUGAAAAAUAAAUUGAUUACUGACUUUUUAAAUAGCACGUUAUGAUAGUAUUUUAGUAUCUUACUAGUAUCUUAUUUUAUUAUAAUUUUAACUUAAAAAUAUGCAUAUUGUAUAGUACGUAGUGAGAAUAUUUAUUAUUCGAUUAACUCUUAAAUAGGUAUGUUUAUAUUGCUUUUGUUCACCGCACUCUUUCCUUUUUAAUUGAAUUGUUAACUACUUCUCUUAUCUUAAUUAGUAGUCGCAUUGUCACUGAAAAGCCCCACCAGGGGAGUGUCAAUAAACUAUUGUAUUGUUUGGUUGUAAUGUUCAGCUUUCUGGACUUGCGUAUCCCGUGGAAUGGUCCUUAUGCGCUAUCAUACGCUUCAGAUGAGCAAAUUUCACCACCAAGCCUCGUUUGUAAGCAAAAUUCUUCGCAUUUGCACUCUUUCUGGGUGGGUCUUGGGAAACAAUUUAAAAGCAAAACUUCGCCACUUUUCCCCACUUAACAAUUCGUUUCCCGGAAAUCGGGAAUUCAAGUGCUCAGCCUCAGCAGCAAAAAUAGCCAACUGAUCAUGAAUGCCAAAACAAAUCUUUUGUAUUUUCUCACAAUAAGGCCUUUGCAGCUAGCUAUUCACGUGGUACAAAACCGCUAUGCUGGGGAGUUAGGGAGGGGCGCUCUGGGACAAGACAAACAAACAGCUCACUUCAUUAAAGUUGUAACUUCCUAUGUUUGUCUUCUCCCAAUGCGUGUCUUGGGGUGUUUGCCAUUUUUAUGGACAAACCAUUCGGUUGGCGGUUUGGGCAUGCAAAUGGUAAGCAAAAUUCAGUGGUAGUAAAUUUCGUCCCGGAAUCGCGUUUACCAUUUGCGUACAAAUCAGUUUCAUUUACCGAGAAACAGCUGCGAGAACCUUAAACUGGUAUCAAAGGUGGCUUUGAAGAAAAGAAACACGACCGGAAAAACAGAAAAACCUUUUCAGACAUUCCUUUGCUCCUCGAAAUUUUCCACUGAAUUUCUUGAACAGUCGUCAAGUGUACUUUCCAACUGUAUUUUUGUAAACGGUAAACAACCUUGCUCUCCAUCAUGGCGGUUUCGUACCAUGCCAAAAGCUGCAAUGGGCCAAUAGAGGAUGUUAGCAUCAACAACGACUACGAGUACGAGAACGAGUUCAAGCCGCACUCGUACUCGAAGUCGUUUUCUCAGCUUUCUAUGUUAGCGAUGACACCGAGUUCGAGUUUAUAGAAAAUAAAAUUAUGGGAUUCCGCAUGACUGGGCGCCAAAUUUGAGUCGAAGUAAGGGUCAUUUCGUGAGCCUGUGAGGCCUGUGGAGAGACAUGAAACUUUCCCGGGUAAAUGCAAAUUUACUCUGUGUAGGAAAUAUCGUGUUCGGUUGCUUUUCCUCGACUUCAAUAGCAGUUUUUUACAUAAAACAUAAUAUAAGGAAUGUUCAAGAUGAUAAAGAGACGCUAGAAACGAAAAGAAACUGCAUUAAACGAUCGGAAUUUACCUUUGAAAACCGGCUCUUCACAGUCGUUCUACCCACUUCGAGUUUUUGGUGAGCACUCGUCGUAGUGCAACUUGACAGGACGACUUGAAAACGUGGAGAUGCGCAGAACGGAUGCGCAGUACGCAAAAUCGCUGAUCUCGUUCUAGAACUCGUACUCGUUGUCGAUGCUAACAUCCUCUAAUGGAUCUGAUCUAGAUCUACCGCGGCUACUGGACUUUCUUCAUUGCUGUUCCUUGCAGAUGUGGGCUCAGAGGUGGAUAUAUAGAGCUCGUAGGAUUCAAUGAUCAACUCAGGUCUCGAGUUAAAACUUACCUGAGUGCAAGAAGUUGCCCUUCCACAAUAGGACAGGUACGAAUAAUGUAUGUCAUGUAG